AACAGGUAAAAGGUGCUCAACGCCAAUUGUACUUCCUCGGCGGGAAAGCGAUAUUUUUGGGGCCAAAAUAUAUAUCCAUAUAUAAAAAAAGAAAGCCACAGCUCACCUCUCCCUCCAAAUUCCCCCAAAUCCCCAUUUAAAACCCUAAACUCUGGUUUUUGUUUCCUUUCUCUCCUCCCCAUAACCCCACAUUUCCACGCCCCAACAGUUCCUCCCAUCGAUGGCAUUUCCCGAAAAAGGAGAUGAGGAAGACGCCGACACUCCGAUUCGCUACGUUUCCUUGGACCGUGUCUACUCCUCCGCUUCUCUUUGCGUAAGCGCCACUAACUCAUCCAACGUCAUGUCCAAGAAGGUCAAAGCUCGUAAACUCAUCGUCGACAACGAUCACCCCCUCAAAACCCACAAUCCCCCGGUCGUGCAUGUCUACUCUCGCCGCCUUAAAAGGCCUCGCCAAUGCGUCUCUUUCUACGACUCCUUGCUCGAAGGAGAGAGCCAAAAAACAGCCAUCAAAAGUGAAAUUGAUGAGAGUUUGAGGAAAAAGAGGAGGAUUGGGAGUAAUGAGUUAGCCAAUUUAGGGAUUGAUUCGAGUGUUUUGUGUCAGUCGGAUCGCCCGCGUUUGAGGGAUUGUAGAAAUAAUUGUAGUGUGAAUAAUAAUGUGAAUAGUAAUUCUAUUAAGAAAAGGAAGCAUAAUUCUACUCUGAACUCUCAGCGGGGUUUCACUGCUUCUGCUACUGCUAAGAAAUGGGUCAGGUUGAGUUUUGAUGGUGUUGAUCCAAAAGCAUUCAUUGGAUUGCAAUGCAAGGUUUUUUGGCCUUUGGAUGCUGAUUGGUACUUGGGUCGAGUUGUUGGGUACAAUUUGGAGACUAAUAGACAUCAUGUUGAAUAUGUUGAUGGAGAUGAGGAGGAUUUGAUUCUUUCUAACGAGAGACUGAAGUUUCAUGUUUCUCAUGAAGAGAUGGAGCGCUUGAACUUGAGUUUCAGUGUUGAUAGUACAAAAGAUGAUGACCAUGAUUAUGAUGAGAUGGUUGCAUUGGCUGCCAGUCGAGAUGACUGUCAAGAACUUGAACCUGGGGAUAUUAUAUGGGCAAAACUUACUGGUCACGCAAUGUGGCCAGCAAUUGUGGUAGAUGAAUCACUUCUUGGUGACCGUAAAGGUUUGAGCAAGAUUUCUGGUGGAAGAUCAGUUCCAGUGCAAUUUUUUGGCACCCAUGAUUUUGCAAGAAUCAAAUUGAAACAGGUGGUCUCAUUUCUUAAGGGACUUCUUUCAUCAUUCCAUCGAAAGUGCAAGAAACCUCGUUUUUCUAGGGGCUUGGAGGAAGCCAGACUCUUUCUUUGUGAACAGAAGCUUCCAAGAAGAAUGUUACAACUGCAAAAUGGAAUUGUUGUGGAUGGUGGUGAAGCAAGUAGUGAAGAUGAAGGAGGUAAAGAUUCUAUUGAUGAUCACCUAAAAAAAGAUCAGGGGAUUCAGAUAACUCUUGGUGGACAUGGAGGUUCUUCUUAUGUAAUAGGAGACUUACAAAUAAUUAACCUAGGAAAAGUUGUCAAGGACUCAGAAUAUUUCCAAGAUGAUGGGAUAAUUUGGCCUGAAGGGUACACUGCUGUGAGGAAGUUUACUUCAGUAAAAGAUCCUAGUGUUUGUACCUUGUAUAGGAUGGAGGUGCUGAGGGAUCCUCAGUCAAAGAAUCAUCCUCUAUUUAGGGUGACAAGUGAUGAAGAGAAGUUUGAAGGACCAGACCCAUCAGCUUGUUGGAAUAUGAUUUAUGAAAGGAUAAGAAAGAGGCAUAAUGAUUCUUCUGAUUGCAAGGCUGGAAAAGGAAGACUCUUUGAACCUGGUGCUGACAUGUUUGGUUUCUCAAAUCCUGAAGUUACAAAACUAAUACAGGGGUUGUCAAAAUCCAGACUUUCUUCAAAGUUCUCGGCAUUCAAGUUGGCCUCUGGAAGAUUUCGAGACCUACCUGCUGGUUAUAGACCUGUUCGUGUUGACUGGAAAGACUUAGAUAAGUGUAGUGUCUGCCACAUGGAUGAGGAGUAUGAGAACAAUCUAUUCCUCCAGUGUGACAAAUGCAGAAUGAUGGUCCAUGCUAGAUGCUAUGGCGAACUUGAGCCUCUUGAUGGUAUUCUAUGGUUGUGCAACUUAUGCCGCCCUGGGGCUCCUGAGUCCCCUCCGUCUUGCUGUCUUUGCCCUGUUAUAGGGGGUGCAAUGAAGCCUACGACUGAUGGCCGUUGGGCUCAUCUGGCUUGUGCCAUUUGGAUACCUGAAACAUGUCUAUCUGAUGUCAAGAGAAUGGAACCCAUUGAUGGACUAAAUAGAAUCAGCAAGGACCGCUGGAAACUGCUGUGUAGUAUCUGUGGUGUAUCUUAUGGAGCUUGUAUUCAAUGUUCAAACCCUACAUGUCGGGUAGCAUAUCAUCCACUCUGUGCACGUGCUGCAGGUCUCUGUGUUGAGCUUGAAGAUGAGGACAGAUUGUUCCUCCUCUCUGUAGAUGAAGAUGAUGAAGAUCAGUGUAUUCGUCUACUUUCCUUUUGCAAGAAGCAUAGGCAGCCAUCUAAUGAUCGGGUAGCUUCUGAUGAACGAUUUGGCAGAAUAGCACGACGUUGUUCUGAUUAUACUCCACCUCUUAAUCCUUCUGGUUGUGCUCGGACCGAGCCUUACAGUCAUUUUGGAAGAAGAGGCCGGAAAGAACCUGAAGCCCUUGCUGCUGCGUCUCUAAAGCGCUUGUUUGUAGAGAAUCAACCCUACUUGGUUGGUGGCUGCUGCCAACAUGGAAUGUCAGGCAGCACAGUGCCUAACAAUAGAGUCAGUGGUAUCAAAUUCUCUUUUAGUCUUAACAAGCUUAAAGCCCCCCAGCUCGAUGCUCCUAACAACAUUCUCUCUGUGGCUGAGAAGUAUGAUUACAUGAAGCAGACUUUUCGAAAGAGACUGGCAUUUGGGAAAUCAGGAAUUCACGGGUUUGGAAUCUUUGCAAAGCAUCCACAUAGGGCAGGAGACAUGGUGAUUGAAUAUACUGGUGAACUUGUUAGACCUUCUAUAGCUGAUAGGAGGGAGCAUUUCAUAUACAACUCAUUAGUGGGUGCUGGGACUUAUUUGUUCCGAAUUGAUAAUGAAAGAGUGAUUGAUGCCACUAGAGCAGGGAGCAUAGCACAUCUAAUCAAUCACUCGUGUGAACCAAAUUGCUAUUCAAGAGUUAUUAGUGUUCAUGGCGAUGAGCAUAUUAUCAUUUUUGCAAAGAGAGAUAUUAAACGAUGGGAAGAGCUGACAUAUGAUUAUAGAUUCUUUUCCAUUGAUGAGCGUUUGGCAUGUUACUGUGGUUUUCCAAGAUGCCGGGGUGUUGUUAAUGAUACUGAAGCUGAGGAGCAAGUCUCAAAGAUAUUGGUAAACCGCGGUGAAUUAAUACAAUGGACUGGAGAAUGAGAGAGUGCCAGUGAAAUCCUUCGAACUCAUAUUGAGAUGCCAUGUUGGAACUUGGACCUCUGGUUCUAACUCCUGUCCUCCAUCUCACACUUGUACCAUUGUUUUUCCAUUAUCUGUUAUUCCGAGUGAUUCAGCUUAUUAUUUAUCCUCAUCAAGCUGGUUCUUCUCGGAUCGGAUUAACAAUUUCGGAAGAUGUUAUCUAAAUUUUUUCAACUUCCCGGAUGAAAAGAGGAAGGUAAGAUAUUUCGGCUGAGCCUAACUCGAGUUUUUCUUGUCUUUUCAAUGUGUAACAUGGCAUUUCUAGGUAACAGUUACAUUAACCAUUUGUAUAAAAAAAAAAAAAAAGGGAAAUUGAGUAAGAUUAUUAGUAAAGAUGACUUUGAAUAGUAUGUUGGGACAUUGAUUGUAAUUUGUAUGCCUCAACCGAUUGUUAAAUUGUUUGUGUUUAGCUUGUCCCAACUAUUGAGUAAAACUUGUAAGAAGAGGAGAGUCAUUGGAGUGAUGAAAUCAUCAUAUACUCUUGUACUUGCACAUUGUUGUUGUGGUGUUUAAAAGUGACAAGUCACAUCUUUGAA
Gossypium arboreum is the source of this 3987-nucleotide messenger RNA. Its product is annotated as histone-lysine N-methyltransferase ATX2-like. NCBI's taxonomy places the organism in Eukaryota, Viridiplantae, Streptophyta, Magnoliopsida, Malvales, Malvaceae. The record is from RefSeq and is a predicted model, not a curated record. Gene Ontology annotation, biological process: regulation of transcription by RNA polymerase II. The transcript is spliced from 25 exons. Bases 221 to 3412 code for a protein of 1063 amino acids. Gene Ontology annotation, molecular function: protein binding. Gene Ontology annotation, cellular component: chromatin; nucleus.